CCCGAAGAAUUUGUGAUAGAUGAUUUAUUUUUGUGGAAGUGAUUAGUAUUUUCUAUAAUUUGAGAAAAACACUGGUUGCAUACCUAGGUUCAACGAUUGAACUCCCGGACACGGAAACUACAAAUGUGAAUUUAUGAUUUAAAAAAACACAAAAAAAAAAUCCGUCCACUGAUCCAUCAAAAGACGAUUACAAUUUGCUGAACGUUUUCGCAUACAGCGAACAAAAUGAUAAAAUGCUGGAACUAUUAUCUGCUUUUAUUUUUCUGUGUGUGGAAAAAUGUUGCCACUUUAACCGAUGACACACAAAAAGAAUCUGUCGUUUCAAAUCGCUACAAUACGUACAAAUACAAGCCGCAAACAAACUUAGCCCCACAACACUUAUCCAAUAAGGCUUCGCCAAGCUCGUAUGUUCAACAUGAACCCCAUUUGCAUACAGUUGAAUCAUCGGUAACAACUCAAAAAUCAUCUUCUGUGGGACUACAAGUCUCUAAUAAUGCUGCAUUCCAUACUGGAAGUGGUAGUGGAUAUUCGACUCAUUUAGAUCCACAUUUGCAUAGGAGUUCAUACAAUCUCUUAAGUGAAGCCAUGUCGCAGGCUGUCAGCAAUGAAUUCAAUUCAGUUGGAAGUGGCUCUGCAGAUGGAGCAUGUAACCCAGAAGAAAUUGACUGCUAUAAUGGAAAUGUUCAGGAUCGUUUUGGCAUGGAAGCAAUUGCAAGCUUGCAUCGUCAACUUGAUGAUGAUGAUAAUGGAAACAUUGAUUUGAGUGAAUCAGAUGAUUUUUUGCGGGAAGAACUGAAGUAUGACUCAGGCUAUGAAAAACGGCAAAGGGCGUUUCAUUUUAAUGAUGACAUGCAUAUAUCAGUCAAAGAGUUGUGGGAAGCUUGGCUAAGAUCAGAGGUUCAUAACUGGACUAUUGAACAGACUACAGACUGGUUGGCUCAGUCUGUGCAGCUCCCACAAUAUGUAGAACUCUUCAAAUUGCAUAAAGUUACUGGUGCUUCUUUGCCAAGGUUAGCUGUGAAUAACUUGCAGUAUGUCGGCAAUGUGCUUGGCAUCAAAGACCCCAUUCAUAAGCAAAAAAUAUCACUAAAAGCAAUGGAUGUAGUGCUCUUCGGUCCUCCACGAGAAACCGGUACACGUUGGAAGGACUAUAUAUUGGUGACUCUGUUGUUAAGCGCUAUUAUUGGCUGUUGGUAUGCUUACCAGCAAAAUAAAAAUGCCAAGCGUCACCUACGUCGUAUGGCUCAGGAUAUGGAAGGAUUGCAGAAAGCCGAACAAAGUCUACAGGAGAUGCAGAAGGAACUAGAGCGUGCUAGAAUGGAACAGGAAAAUGUGGCAACGGAAAAAAUGGACCUAGAACGGCGUCUUAAAGAGGCCCCCUCUCUUAGCUCAUCAAACUCAGACCUAGAGGUGUUGCAGUUGAAAAAAGAAGUGGAAAUGUUGCGAAAUGAAUUGUCGCGGGCCGAAUUCGAGUUGGUUGAUAAUUGCUGGGCCCCACCUCCGCAACUUCAAUCGUGGUUGCAAUACACAUAUGAACUAGAAAGUAAGAACCAUCAGAAGAAGCGCGCAUCUGCAGAGAAGCAGCUUCAGUCAGCAAGAGAGGCUUGUGAAAAAUUGCGUAAGAAGCGUUCGAGUUUGGUAGGAGCGUUUGUGUCUACCCACGGAAAAAGUAUUGAUGACGUUGAUCGUUCUAUUGUUGAGGCCCGCAAUGCUCUAGGAGAAGUAACAAAUGAACUACAAGAGCGAUUGCAUCGCUGGAAACAAAUUGAAACGUGCCUUGGAAUAAAUAUCGUAAAUAACAAUGGGUUGUCAUGUUUGGAAAAUGUGCUGUAUGGUCGCAAUGGUGGUUUCCAAAGUUCGAUUGGAGGAAGUGGUUCAAAAGGCUCAAGAACACGAAUUACUAGCAGUACUGAUGACCUAGAUGACGAGUCUGUGCAAGGUAAGCUGAACUUUGAGAACUUUUCGCUGCUCGCAACGGAAUAAACCUGCUGCGUCCGAUUGCACAACACAACUCAUCAAUAAAUACAAACAAACUGACAACUUACAGACAGUAAAAAACAGAGCUCGAUUGCUUUUUACUUAUUGAGUCUCAAUGAAAUUGUUGAAAAAUAAGAGAUUCUAUGUGUGUUUAUCAUUCAUGUAUUAAUGAUUAUGUAUAAAAUUGUAAUAUAGAUUUGUAUCUUAUAAUUGAUGAAGCUAAUAUUGCAUCCAUUAUGUUAUAUGAAGAUAUUUUUCAAAAACAAGCACAAAUGACGUGAUAUACUUUGAAAAUAUGCACGUAUUGAAUGUACUUAUAAAUAAUUUACAAUAAUCGUAGUGUGUUAAAUAAAUUAAACGCUAAUCUUUUUUAAUGGCUUGCCGCUACCUUCAGAACUUUUUAUUACUUUGCAGAGAGAAUACAUCUUAAAAUAUGCCAUUCAGUUAAAUUGUAAUAGUUGAUUGUCUUCCUAAAUUUAAUACAUUUACAUCAAUGUAUACUAAAAUGUAUAAAAUUAUUGUUAAAAUAUGUGUUAACUUUUUCUCUGACACUUAACCUACAGAACUGAACCAGACAAAUUGCUCAUAUUGGACGGAACUUUUCUAAAUGUUGACGUUCCCAA
Drosophila guanche is the source of this 2600-nucleotide messenger RNA. It is a transcript of the gene Stim, whose product is annotated as stromal interaction molecule homolog. Gene Ontology annotation, biological process: intracellular calcium ion homeostasis; activation of store-operated calcium channel activity; store-operated calcium entry. The record is from RefSeq and is a predicted model, not a curated record. NCBI's taxonomy places the organism in Eukaryota, Metazoa, Arthropoda, Insecta, Diptera, Drosophilidae. The transcript is spliced from 8 exons. Gene Ontology annotation, cellular component: endoplasmic reticulum; plasma membrane. Bases 226 to 1983 code for a protein of 585 amino acids. Gene Ontology annotation, molecular function: protein binding; calcium ion binding; calcium channel regulator activity.